Aspergillus puulaauensis is the source of this 2664-nucleotide messenger RNA. RefSeq lists its product as uncharacterized. The transcript is spliced from 3 exons. Lineage: Eukaryota; Fungi; Ascomycota; Eurotiomycetes; Eurotiales; Aspergillaceae. Bases 1 to 2664 code for a protein of 887 amino acids. The record is from RefSeq and is a predicted model, not a curated record.
AUGGUCACUCCCAAGUCCGAUCAACGGACACAUCAACCGCCAACCUCGCAGAUCUCCUUGCUAGACAAGGGAGAUGGAGGGGACAACGGUCGCAAACCACGUCAAUGGUGGAACUCCCGGGCCCUACGCCGUCUGGUCUUCCGAUUUCAAUAUUCACGCCUCCGCCCCUACACCUCGAAAGGAAAAGGUCUCCUACAAAGGGCAGCGCAUCUGAUUUCCAUCGAUAAAAUCCCGCUUCCCUUCCUCAAAGCUGCGCCCGACCCCGGCCAAAAAUGGGUUAAAGGUGUUCUGCUAUGCAUGUGGGGAACCGGCACAAUUCUCGUUCUCAACGUGAUACUCGUCAUUAUUGCGAUGGGCAUCGCGUACUCGAGAGGCCCCGAUUCCGACAAGCACUUCGACUAUGCGGAGCUAUAUCGCGGGAGCUGUUCUAUGGCAAAUGGCUGGACAACCGGCAUGCAUCUGGUCAUUAACGCCCUAAGCACAGGUCUUCUCGCUGCGAGCAACUAUUCCAUGCAGUGUCUCAGCGCCCCGACGAGGGAGGAUGUUCGUUGUGCCCACGCACGCCACAGUUGGCUUGAUAUUGGGGCUUUUAGUAUUAGGAAUCUCCGGGCCAUGGACACCAAACGAAAAGCCCUCUGGGGGGUUCUGUUAAUAAGUUCCAUCCCGAUCCAUAUGAUGUACAACUCCGCCGUUUUCCCUUCGAUUACUACAAAACAGUAUGGGGUCGUGAUUGUUCCAGAUGAUCUCGGGGGGAGUGAGGCCCUGACCAAAGAUAAUUAUGAAACCGCUGUGUUUCUGCAGCAGGUGGGUGAAGAUCCCGGACGUGUGCAUGCGGACUAUCGAGAUGGGGCUUUCAAACAGCAUCGCCUCUCGGAAUGUUUUAAGCAGUACAAUACUGAGUACAACACGAAAAAAAGUACCCUCUUAUUCGUGGCAGACCGGAAGUACUUCGAUGGGUCUUCUAGCCUCAGCGAGUGGGAAACUCUCAUUGCGGCGAAUGGGGCAGGUUCUUCGAUAGACCGAUUGGCAGAAUACUGGCAAACAGACGAUACCGUCGUGGUAGAUACAGGACAUUGGAAUUACCCGGACUGGUCAUUCGCAGACCCGAUGGCAGGGAAGACAGAUAAUAGUACAUGGCAGGACUACGGGCCAUUUUAUCAAUCGCGCCUCGGCCUGCAUGACGAUUCCAAAGAAGACAUCAAGAAGCUCUACACAUACAUACUCUGCCACAAUCCUGGACAUCAACGCCUGGAAGACUAUAUGAAAGAUGGUACCAACUGGAACAACGUCUCAUGGAUUCAACAAAUCGGUGUUCAGAUGGAUGGUCCUGCCAAUGGCAAUAGUCUAGCACACUCAAUGGAUUACCUUCUAUCGCCCUGCGGAACGAGGGUUCAUGCGUGUUUUAGCAAAGACACUGCAGAACAAUGUCAGCUAUACUUCAGCCUGCCAAUAUGUCUUGCGGUCAUUGUAUGCAAUAUUAUCAAAGUGAUAUGCAUGUAUCUGACUGCGCAGACCGAUCGCACAGAAAUCCUUCUCACUGUUGGAGACGCGCUGGCUUCCUUCCUUGACACGCCAGAGCGAAUGACAAAAGGCCGCUGCUUGCUAUCCCGACGUGAUAUGAUGGGAGGCGACUCCCCGUGGUGUCCUGGUGCCUACUAUUCGAAGAACAUGGCUUACCCAUCCAUCCAACAAAACGGUUACCUGUUCCGUCACCUACCCUCUCAGUCACCUGGAUCGGAGGGUCGACAACGCAAGAGGUAUCCAGAACAUCUCCCUGGAAUGGGGCGAUGGGGUCCGUCGGCCGGCUUGGGACCCUGGAUAUGGUCUCUGAGUCUAUUCUUCAGCUGCCUAGGUACAUCUAUCGGACUUUACAUUGCGGGUGUAGCGCGGGCUAGGCCUCGUGGAAUGGAUACUUCCAUGUCCAACAUUUGGAGCUUAGAAAUGGGGAAACCAACCGGCACAACGAUCAUCGUCCGUGGACGGGAGAUUAUUGCUCUCGUGCUCCUGGUCAAUUCCCCACAACUCGUAUACUCUACGUUAUACUUCCUUUCCAACGGCCUCCUCACGAACAUGCUAUUAGCAGCGGAAUACAACGACUACGCAACCGAGCGGAAGCCCCUCCGCGUCUCCUGGCCCUUGGGCCAGCAACGAUCGACCUACUACAUUAGUCUUCCAUAUCGCUAUGGCGUUCCUCUGAUCGUUGUAUCGAUUGUGCUGCAUUGGCUUUUAUCUCAGAGCCUCUUCCUGGUGAAGAUUAAUAAUUUGGAUGUGCAUGGGAACAGAACAGAGUAUGGGUCUGAAACGGCCUGCAGCUUCUCGUUAAAGGCGAUGUUCUUGACGAUCUUGGUUGGCACGCUGGCAAUGGCCAUACUGAUUGGGCUGGGAUUUCGUCGUCUUCGAUCAGAUAUGCCAGUGGCUUCGUCUUGUAGCGCUGCGAUCAGCGCUGCUUGUCACCCUCCACCCGGGGAUACAGAUGCAUCACUGAAACCGGUUAAAUGGGGGCAGAUUAUUAACGCACAAGCGCGGUCGCAGGGGACUAAUGACGGAUUAUGUGAUGAGGACAUAUUCAAUGAUGAAGGACUUUCCAUGGAUGGAGAUUACCCCCAUUGCAGUUUUACGUCUCAAGAAGUCAUGAAACCAAAUUGUAAUACUCGUUAUUGUUGA